Messenger RNA from Penicillium manginii, 549 nucleotides. RefSeq lists its product as uncharacterized. The transcript is spliced from 2 exons. The record is from RefSeq and is a predicted model, not a curated record. Lineage: Eukaryota; Fungi; Ascomycota; Eurotiomycetes; Eurotiales; Aspergillaceae. Bases 1 to 549 code for a protein of 182 amino acids.
AUGGUAUUCGCACGUCGUUCUCUUCGUGGUGUCGCUACGGCCGCCAGGUCUUUCCGUGCCUCUCCUGUUACCCGUCGUUCGGGACAGGUACUCGGACGUCGCUUUUACGCCAGUGGGAAAGGCUAUGAGGAGCACGCCUCCAGUGAUCUGCCCUGGUUGGUCGCUUCUUUGGGUGUUACUGUUCCCAUGAUUUACUUCCUGCUUCCUACUGGCUCUGCGAAGGACUCGCAUGGCCACGGCCAUGGCCACGAUGAUCACGGCGAUGAACAUAAGGAGGAUGCGGAGAAGGAAUCUCCUGCCCCGGAUGCUGAAUCGGAGGAGGCUGGUACAUCAACAGAGACCCAGUCUGCUCCUACUGAGUCUGAGGACGAGCCCGCCGACGAAUCCAAACAACCUGAAGAGUCUGACGCUGCCCCUGCCUCCACCGAGGAAAACAAGAAGGCGGAAUCAGAGAAUCAGACCCAAGAAUCUUCCGAGGAGUCGCAGAAAGAAGAUAACCAGAAGCCAAAUGAGAGCUCGGAGUCCGGAAAUGAUGAGGUUAGUAAAUAA